Molecule: messenger RNA, 996 nt
Organism: Boeremia exigua
Lineage: Eukaryota; Fungi; Ascomycota; Dothideomycetes; Pleosporales; Didymellaceae
Exons: 2
Coding region: 170-904 (244 amino acids)
Molecular function (GO): protein binding
Source: RefSeq, a predicted model, not a curated record
AACAUGGAAGGGUACGACCCUUGGAAUCUGUCUGCUUCGAGCCAGAAGUGAAAGUGAGUACCCCACUGCGCUCACCGUGAAAGCACAUAACUCUUAGCCCCCACUUCACAGCCUUUCUCAUUUCCAAUUCAAUACCGCAAUCUCCUACACCAACCACUACGUUUCCACGAUGAGCUCAAGGUUCAAGGUGCCUGCUAAGGCUGACCUGUCGACCUGUAACAGUCCAUAUGAGACUCCUCCAAGCACUUGUUACGAUCACCAAGAUAUGACUACCAUUGUGGUCACAGAUGCCGACAUAGACAAAGAGUACAAGAUCUUUCGCACACUGCUUAUGUGGCACUCGUCGUACUUUGCCGCCGCUCUCGAACCCAACAGUGUACUUGCACCUAGCGGUGGAAAGGCGCUCAAACUCGAGUGUUCCCACGAAGUGUUUGACGCAUUCUACUGUUGGUUGUACAUUGGCAAGCUGAAGGACUCAGUAGUAGAGUCGACAGAAUGCAACGAUAUUUAUCUCUCGGGAUUCCUGCUCUGCAAAAUCUGGGUAUUUGCAGACUGCCGCGGCAUUCCGGAGCUUGGCAAUCGGGCCAUAGAUAUGCUGCAUGAGCGGUGCGUAGCAGCAUGGCAAACACCUGGCCGCAUUGCGUACAUCUACGAGAACACAACGGUUGGCUCCAAGCUCCGUGACUAUCUGAUUCAGUUUCAUGGCUCGACUCGGACGUUUGGGUCUUUACAAGAGGGAUCAGUAAACCAAACGGUUGACUUCUUGCACGAUAUGGUACCUCUGGUCGCAAGCAGGAUGGCAGAGGGUCCUCUGGGUAGAGAUGCGGUCACACGUUGGGAUCGUUGUCAGUGGCAUGAUCAUUCAGGACCGGGAGGCAAACUGAGACUUGAGGGCCGAAAGUAAGGGAGCCUGCCUGAGCGAGAACCAUGGCAAUUAGUUCUGGAGUGUGAGAUCUCAAGAAAACAGCAGAGUAGCUAGGGCGAAUAGUAAUGACA